AUGUCGGGGCCACUUCAGAGCCGCGAGGAGCCAGUGGAGAGCCGGGCACGACAGCUCCUUGUGUUCCCAGACAAUGGCUCCACACCCGGGGGAUUGUCGAGCACACACAGUCUAUCAGCGCCUGUCCACCGCGCCGCGCUCUUAUCGGGGCUGGCGUCUGCGGAAAUGGCCCUACAGGAGUCCCUACAGGAGGCCCUACAGGAGUCCCUACAGGAGGCCCUACAGGAGUCCCUACAGGAGUCCCUACAGGAGUCCCUACAGGAGGCCCUACAGGAGGCCCCACAGGAGGCCCUACAGGAGGCCCUACAGGAGGCCCUACAGGAGUCCCUACAGGAGGCCCUACAGGAGUCCCUACAGGAGGCCCUACAGGAGUCCCUACAGGAGGCCCUACAGGAGUCCCUACAGGAGUCCCUACAGGAGGCCCUACAGGAGUCCCUACAGGAGGCCCUACAGGAGUCCCUACAGGAGGCCCUACAGGAGUCCUUACAGGAGUCCCUACAGGAGUCCCUACAGGAGUCCCUACAGGAGUCCCUACAGGAGUCCCUACAGGAGGCCCUACAGGAGUCCCUACAGGAGUCCCUACAGGAGGCCCUACAGGAGGCCCUACAGGAGUCCCUACAGGAGGCCCUACAGGAGGCCCUACAGGAGGCCCUACAGGAGGCCCUACAGGAGUCCCUACAGGAGUCCCUACAGGAGUCCCUACAGGAGGCCCUACAGGAGUCCCUACAGGAGUCCCUACAGGAGUCCCUACAGGAGGCCCUACAGGAGGCCCUACAGGAGUCCCUACAGGAGGCCCUACAGGAGGCCCUACAGGAAGCCCUACAGGAGGCCCUACAGGAGGCCCUACAGGAGGCCCUACGGGAGGCCCUACAGGAGGCCCUACAGGAGUCCCUACAGGAGGCCCUACAGGAGUCCCUACAGGAGGCCCUACAGGAGUCCAUACAGGAGUCCCUACAGGAGUCCCUACAGGAGUCCCUACAGGAGGCCCUACAUGAGUCCAUACAGGAGUCCCUACAGGAGUCCCUACAGGAGUCCCUACAGGAGUCCCUACAGGAGUCCCUACAGGAGUCCCUACAGGAGUCCAUACAGGAGGCCCUACAGGAGUCCCUACAGGAGUCCCUACAGGAGUCCAUACAGGAGUCCCUACAGGAGGCCCUACAGGAGUCCCUACAGGAGGCCCUACAGGAGGCCCUACAGGAGUCCCUACAGGAGUCCCUACAGGAGUCCCUACAGGAGUCCCUACAGGAGUCCCUACAGGAGGCCCUACAGGAGGCCCUACAGGAGGCCCUACAGGAGUCCAUACAGGAGUCCCUACAGGAGUCCCUACAGGAGUCCCUACAGGAGUCCCUACAGGAGUCCCUACAGGAGUCCCUACAGGAGGCCCUACAGGAGUCCCUACAGGAGGCCCUACAGGAGUCCAUACAGGAGUCCCUACAGGAGUCCCUACAGGAGUCCCUACAGGAGUCCCUACAGGAGGCCCUACAGGAGGCCCUACAGGAGUCCCUACAGGAGGCCCUACAGGAGGCCCUACAGGAGGCCCUACAGGAGUCCCUACAGGAGUCCCUACAGGAGUCCCUACAGGAGGCCCUACAGGAGGCCCUACAGGAGUCCCUACAGGAGUCCCUACAGGAGUCCCUACAGGAGGCCCUACAGGAGGCCCUACAGGAGUCCCUACAGGAGUCCCUACAGGAGGCCCUACAGGAGGCCCUACAGGAGUCCCUACAGGAGUCCCUACAGGAGUCCCUACAGGAGUCCCUACAGGAGUCCCUACAGGAGUCCCUACAGGAGGCCCUACAGGAGGCCCUACAGGAGUCCCUACAGGAGGCCCCACAGGAGGCCCUACAGGAGUCCCUACAGGAGGCCCUACAGGAGUCCCUACAGGAGUCCCUACAGGAGUCCCUACAGGAGGCCCUACAGGAGGCCCUACAGGAGGCCCUACAGGAGUCCCUACAGGAGUCCCUACAGGAGGCCCUACAGGAGGCCCUACAGGAGGCCCUACAGGAGUCCCUACAGGAAUCCCUACAGGAGUCCCUACAGGAGUCCCUACAGGAGGCCCUACAGGAGGCCCUACAGGAGUCCCUACAGGAGGCCCCACAGGAGGCCCUACAGGAGGCCCUACAGGAGUCCCUACAGGAGUCCCUACAGGAGGCCCUACAGGAGGCCCUACAGGAGUCCAUACAGGAGUCCCUACAGGAGGCCCUACAGGAGGCCCUACAGGAGGCCCUACAGGAGUCCAUACAGGAGUCCCUACAGGAGGCCCUACAGGAGGCCCUACAGGAGUCCCUACAGGAGGCCCUACAGGAGUCCCUACAGGAGUCCCUACAGGAGUCCCUACAGGAGUCCCGGCCUCCGUUAUGUGCAACUUCUACAGAGGGACUGUAG
This is a messenger RNA of Knipowitschia caucasica, 2382 nucleotides long. The record is from the annotation of a GenBank genome assembly. NCBI's taxonomy places the organism in Eukaryota, Metazoa, Chordata, Actinopteri, Gobiiformes, Gobiidae.